AUGUAUUCAGUACCAGAUGACCACGUAUCAUCUCGACGUGUCUUAGAUAUACCUGAAGCAUUGGAAACUUUAGACCGGUGCUACCGACUUCUAGCAUCAGCCAGACCAGCUCGAACUCCAUUAUCUGCAUCGUCUAAUAAUGCUACUCCACCAAAUGUCUUAGGCAGAUUUCUGAAGAAACAAAUAUUUGAUUUGAUCAAAUAUAGAACGACAAAACUUGACCAUAACCUGUUUGAUGUUAUAUGGCCAGCAGUCAAAAAACUACCCGAUAAUAAGAAUAUUAUCCAAACAGUAGAAGAAGACUUUUCAGGAGGAGUUUCAUCUCCAGAUUACUAUGUUUUUGAAGUAUUUGCGGAAUUUUUAUUGCCACUCAUUAAGGAUAUGCAUAACAUAAAUAUUCACUCUGAUUUACCCGAUCAUCCAAUAACAGAUUUUGUAAAAAAUAGACUUCUAUCUGAAUCAUCAGAACCUUUAAUUGAAAUAAACAUUGAUCCUAACAAUGAAAUUGUUUUAUCGGGCACUAUGGAAUGCUCAAGAAAUUUAGAUGGUUUUGAGUUACCACUUAAUCUUAAAGUUGGUAAAUUAGAAAGUGUAGAAAGAAUAAUUACAACAAUACUAAUGAGAGAAGAUUUUUCUAAAAUAAUUGGACAACUCAGCCCUGAACCAGAUCAAAAGGGAGGCACGUAUUAUACAUUGAAUGAAGUCUUAGAAAAACCUUCUGAAAUAUCGGCUACUUUAGCAUCAGCAGGAUUAUUAAUACCUCUGUGUGAUAAAGAUGACAUUGAUGAUUUUAAUCUUCUUCACGGAAAACACUGGCCAUACGCCCGUGGUGUAUUUGUUAGUGAUGAUAAAAGUGUAGCCAUUUGGAUCAAUGUACAUGAUCACUUACGCGUUCUCAUUUCCACACCAUUCGAUUCUCCGGGACAUAUUGGCUUAACCUUUAGUAAACUAUCUCAAAUUAUGGCUUAUUUACAUAAUAAACUUGACUUUGUUUGGGAUCGAAAACUCGGUCACUUGUCUAGUCGACCAUCGUUUUUAGGAGCCGGAAUCCGCUUUAGUAUAAUUGUGAACAUCCCCGGCCUUGCAAAAGACUCUGAAAAUAUUAAGCAGUUAUGCACAAUGAGGGGAUUGCAGUAUAGAGAAACGCUUAAUACACAUAUCGCUAGAAUUAGCAAUUAUCAAUGUUUAAGUAUAACAGAAUCAAAUUGUUUCAACGAUUUUACUAGAGCAACAUCUAACCUUUUACAUCUAGAAAAAGAUUUAGCAAUGCAAAAUUCGGACCAUAUCGCAACAAUGCUAAGUAAUAUAUUCAAAAGAAAAAGAAGCAGCUUAGCUGAUAUUCACGAAUCAGCAGAUAAAUUUCGAGAAAACCACUAA
Molecule: messenger RNA, 1377 nt
Organism: Melitaea cinxia (Glanville fritillary)
Lineage: Eukaryota; Metazoa; Arthropoda; Insecta; Lepidoptera; Nymphalidae
Product: arginine kinase Lit v 2.0101
Exons: 1
Coding region: 1-1377 (458 amino acids)
Biological process (GO): phosphocreatine biosynthetic process
Molecular function (GO): creatine kinase activity
Source: RefSeq, a predicted model, not a curated record